Messenger RNA from Vigna unguiculata (cowpea), 576 nucleotides. RefSeq names its product putative long-chain-alcohol O-fatty-acyltransferase 7. The record is from RefSeq and is a predicted model, not a curated record. Gene Ontology annotation, biological process: lipid metabolic process. Lineage: Eukaryota; Viridiplantae; Streptophyta; Magnoliopsida; Fabales; Fabaceae.
AUGGAAGUGGAGGAAGAAGUUAUUUUCGCCAUUGUUGCAACACCUGUUCAAAUCAUUUCUGGCUUUCAGAUAGAAUCACAGUUCGACGAACCCUACCUUUCCACCUCACUUCAAGAUUUUUGGGGUCAUAAAUGGAACCUCAUGGUCUCCGUUCUAAGCCCCUCCGUAUACGGCCCUGUACGCCGUAUGUCUACUCCUUUCAUGGGUCCUUUCUACGCCAUGUUGGUGGCCAUGUUCGCCACCUUUCUUGUGUCUGGACUCAUGCAUGAGUUGAUUUAUUAUUACGUUAUACGUGUGCCUCCCACAUGGGAAAUCAUGCUUUUUGUGCUUCACGGUGUGUGCACGGUGGCGGAGGUGGCAGUAAAGAAGGUGGCUCUCCGUCGUGGGUGGCGGUUGCACCGUGUGAUUUCAGGAGUGCUUGUGGUGGCGUUCUUGAGUGUCACUGCGAAUUGGUUGUUUUUUCCUCAAUUGUUGAGGAAUGGCAUGGAUCAGAAGUCUUCCGAAGAGUAUGCUGUUUUGAUCAAUUUCUUUAAGUCUAGAUUACAAUUAUUAGAUGUGUUUAACUCUCCUAAGUGA